UUCGGCACCUUUAUGUCUCAUGCUUGCUCACAAAGACGGCUUCUCCAUGAAAGGAGUCAUCUUCCUGGCCAAAGCACGCCACCAUCCAUACACCGAAAGAAAGGAGAAGUAUUCGCUGUCACCUACUUUGCUUGGAAAUCAAGGUUAAGUUUCCCGGGGGUGGGGCACUUCCGGGCUGCGUUCCCGGCAACAUAAGCCGAGAAUAUUGGCGGGAAGGCAGGACCAUGAUGCUGGUGGUGGAGGUGGUGGACGCCCAUGAUCUUAUGCCCAAGGACGGUGAAGGCUCAUCGAGUGCGUUCGUGGAGGUGGACUUUAGCAACCAGCGUAGCCGAACUCGAACCGUUCACAAGGACCUCAACCCCGUGUGGAACCAGAAGCUCUCCUUCCGCCUCCACGACCCUGACAUCCUCCCCAAGCAGAGCGUCGAGGCCUGCGUGUACAACGAGCGCAAGACCUUCCCUAGCCGCAAUUUCCUCGGGAGGGUGAGAGUACACGGCGCAAACAUCGUCAGGCAAGGUGAGGAAAUCCUUCAAAGGUUCCAGUUGGAGAAGAAGUGGCUUUUUUCUUCCAUCAAAGGUGAUCUUGCACUGAAACUCUACAUCUCCCCUGAACCAAAGUCUCCUCCGCCUCUUCCACUUUCUCCCACAAACCACAACUGUCCAACCUCUGCUGUCACUGAAUCUGAUACCAUUACCAGCAAGACAACCGCCACUAAUAGCACAAUCGAUCCUGCUGCUCCCACCGAAGCCCUUGCAGUUGAAAGUACUUCUUUAUCCACUGACCCAAAGCCAGCUGCUACUGAAGAAGCAGAGUUGAACCAAAGACCAACUGAAGUGAAGCUAGAGACCACUUACUGCAUCAACAAGCAUCAGGUCUCGCCGCAGCCGGGGAAAUCCGUCGAGCAGCAGAGCCCUGCCACUGUGCCUGUGGUGCCGAUCAUGGCAUUCCAGCAAGUCCACUACGGGCAGGCCCAGCCGAGUCGCGCAGAGGAGUACAAGCUCAAGGAUACCAGCCCCCAGCUCGGGGAGCGGUGGCCGCAUGCGAGGAGAGUGGGAUGGAUGGGCAUGGUCGGCGGUGGCGACAAGCUCACGAGUACCUAUGACCUCGUCGAACAAAUGUCCUACCUCUAUGUGCGCGUUGUCAAGGCCAAGGACCUGCCCCCCAACGCCAUCACCGGCAGCUGCGACCCUUAUGUCGAAGUGAAGCUGGGUAACUACAAGGGCAUCACCAAACACUUCGACAAGAAAAGCAGCCCUGAAUGGAACCAGGCGUUCGCCUUCUCCAAGGAGCGCAUCCAAUCGACGGUCCUCGAAGUGUAUGUGAAGGACAAGGAGGUGGCGGCACGGGACGACUACAUCGGCAGGGUGGUGUUCGAUCUCAAUGAGGUGCCGACGCGAGUGCCUCCUGAUAGCCCAUUAGCCCCCCAGUGGUACCGGCUGGAGGACCGCAGGGGGGACGGCAAAGUGCGGGGCGAGAUCAUGCUGGCGGUGUGGAUGGGGACGCAGGCGGACGAGGCCUUCCCGGAUGCGUGGCACUCUGAUGCGGCCACCGUGCAAGGCGAGGGGGUGUCCAACAUCCGGUCCAAGGUCUACGUCUCUCCCAAGCUCUGGUACCUCAGAGUGAACGUCAUCGAAGCCCAGGACGUGCAGCCCAACGACGGAAGCCGCCCCCCGGAGGUGUUUGUCAAGGCACAGGUCGGCAACCAGGUGCUCAAAACCAGAGUUUGUCCCACAAGGACGAUGAGUCCGAUGUGGAACGAAGACCUCGUUUUCGUGGCGGCCGAGCCAUUCGAAGAACACCUGGUGCUGACCGUCGAAGAUCGCGUGCACCACACCAAGGAUGACUUGCUCGGGAGGAUCGUCCUGCCGUUGACACUGUUCGAGAAGCGACUCGACCACCGACCGGUUCAUUCCAGAUGGUUCAACAUGGAGAGGUUCGGGUUUGGGGUGCUCGAGGGUGACCGGCGAAAGGAGCUCAAGUUCUCGAGCAGGAUCCAUCUCCGCGUUUGCCUCGAAGGAGCCUACCACGUGAUGGAUGAGUCCACCAUGUACAUCAGCGACACCCGUCCGACGGCGCGGCAGCUGUGGAAGCAACCUAUUGGGGUACUUGAAGUAGGCAUCCUUAGUGCCCAAGGAUUGAUUCCGAUGAAGAUGAAGGACGGCAGAGGCACCACGGACGCGUACUGCGUCGCCAAAUACGGCCAGAAAUGGGUCCGAACCAGAACGAUCAUCGACAGUGCCAGCCCGAAAUGGAACGAGCAGUACACAUGGGAGGUCUACGAUCCCUGCACCGUGAUCACGCUCGGAGUGUUCGAUAACUGUCAUCUGGGAGGCAACGAGAAGCCCGCGGGAGGAGGUGGAGCAGCGCGGGACAUGAGAAUUGGCAAGGUGAGGAUCCGGCUAUCGACCCUGGAGAUGGAUCGGAUCUACACGCACGCAUACCCCCUCGUCGUUCUCCAGCCAUCCGGGGUGAAGAAGAUGGGGGAGCUGCACCUGGCAGUGCGCUUCACAUGUUUGUCCCUGGCAAGCGUGAUCUACCUCUACGGCCACCCGCUGCUCCCGAAGAUGCACUACGUGCAUCCCUUCACCAUCGGCCAAGUGGACAGCCUGCGGUACCAGGCGAUGGGCAUCGUGGCAACGAGGCUGGGGCGAGCGGAGCCACCGCUGCGGAAGGAGGCGGUGGAGUACAUGCUGGAUGUGGACUCCCACAUGUGGAGCAUGAGGAGGAGCAAGGCCAACUUCUUCCGGAUCAUGUCGCUGCUCUCGGGGACCAUCGGAAUGUUGCGGUGGCUGGACGACGUGUGCCACUGGAAGAAUCCCAUCACCACCCUCCUCGUCCAUGUCUUGUUUCUCAUACUCAUCUGCUACCCGGAACUGAUCCUGCCGACCAUGUUCCUCUACAUGUUUCUGAUCGGGUUGUGGAACUACAGGUUCAGGCCUCGGCUCCCGCCCCACAUGGACACGAAGCUGUCGUGGGCGGAGGCGAUACACCCCGACGAACUGGACGAGGAGUUCGACACGUUUCCGACGUCGAAGCCGCAUGACCUGGCCCGGAUGAGGUACGACCGGCUCCGGAGCGUGGCGGGGAGAAUACAGACGGUGGUGGGCGACUUGGCGACGCAGGGGGAGAGGUUUCAGUCUCUGUUGAGCUGGAGGGAUCCGCGGGCCACCAGCCUCUUCGUGCUCUUCUGCUUGCUUGCAGCGGUGUUGCUCUAUGUGACUCCAUUCCCGGGGGUGGCACUGAUGGCGGGGGUGUACGUGCUGCGCCACCCCAGGUUCAGGAGCAAGCUGCCGUCAGUGCCCGGCAAUUUCUUCAAGAGGCUUCCUUCGCGGAUCGACAGCAUGCUGUGAGACGAUGAUGCCGAGUCAAACAACAUAUAAGAUUUGGUAUUGGUAGUGUUAGUAGUCAACUUUGUCGUGGGAUGUUCUGUCAAAUGAUGUGUGGGUUGCUAAAACU
Molecule: messenger RNA, 3456 nt
Organism: Musa acuminata subsp. malaccensis (wild Malaysian banana)
Lineage: Eukaryota; Viridiplantae; Streptophyta; Magnoliopsida; Zingiberales; Musaceae
Product: FT-interacting protein 1
Source: RefSeq, a predicted model, not a curated record